Rhincodon typus (whale shark) is the source of this 859-nucleotide messenger RNA. RefSeq names its product polyglutamine binding protein 1 (gene pqbp1). Gene Ontology annotation, cellular component: nuclear body; cytoplasm. Gene Ontology annotation, biological process: alternative mRNA splicing, via spliceosome. The record is from RefSeq and is a predicted model, not a curated record. The transcript is spliced from 6 exons. The coding region runs from base 86 to 676 and encodes 196 amino acids. Gene Ontology annotation, molecular function: protein binding; ribonucleoprotein complex binding. Lineage: Eukaryota; Metazoa; Chordata; Chondrichthyes; Orectolobiformes; Rhincodontidae.
CUGCCCCAUCUCAUUUCAGAUCUGAAGCUGCGGUACUCGGGACUGGCAGAGCUGGAGCAGCAACAGUUCUGCCUCUGGAUCAGCGAUGCCCCUCCCUUUGGCGCUGCAGGCCCGUCUGGCAAAGCGAGGCAUUCUCAAGCACGUGGAGCCAGAGCCUGAUGAGGAGAUCAUUGCUGAGGAUUACGAUGACGAUAACGUUGAUUAUGAAGCGACGCGCCUGGAGAAGCUGCCACCGAACUGGUACAAGGUCUUCGAGCCCAGCAGCGGCCUCCCAUACUACUGGAACAUCGAGUCUGACCUAGUCUCAUGGCUACCGCCGACAGACGCGGCCGCCAUCAUCACCAAACCAGCGAAAAAGUUUAAAGAGGCUGGCGACAGCGUGGAGAGGUUUGAGCGUGAGGAACUGAAGGAGAAGUGGCUGGCACGUCACGACGAUGCCCACCGAUAUCCCAAGGGGAGGAAAGGCCGAGAGCGGAAGGAUGACAGUUUAGACCCAAUGGAUCCGAGUGCGUACUCCGAUGCUCCUCGGGGCUCCUGGUCGACGGGCCUCCCCAAGAGAAACGAGGCGAAGACAGGAGCUGACACCACGGCCGUCGGCCCACUAUUCCAGCAGAGACCGUACCCCAGCCCAGGAGCCGUGCUCAGGGCGAACGCUGAGGCCUCUCGGGGGAAAUGAUUGGGGGUUGGGUUGGGGGAGGGGGGAGCGGUGAAGGGAUGGGGAGGUGGGAAUUUUUGAGAAAGCACUGUUGCUGAAAUGCCCAGAACUCUGCUAUUGGUUGGGCUGGGAGAUGGACUGAUAACUUAUGUUCACCCGCCUCAGACGGGUGUUCUCUGAAAUUAAAACCCGAAUUCUUGUAAA